Messenger RNA from Cheilinus undulatus (humphead wrasse), 6570 nucleotides. It is a transcript of the gene gramd1a, whose product is annotated as GRAM domain containing 1A. Gene Ontology annotation, biological process: intracellular sterol transport. Bases 871 to 3696 code for a protein of 941 amino acids. Gene Ontology annotation, molecular function: sterol binding; sterol transfer activity. The record is from RefSeq and is a predicted model, not a curated record. The transcript has 21 exons. Gene Ontology annotation, cellular component: plasma membrane; endoplasmic reticulum-plasma membrane contact site; endoplasmic reticulum membrane. NCBI's taxonomy places the organism in Eukaryota, Metazoa, Chordata, Actinopteri, Labriformes, Labridae.
GACACCGAGUGUGAGAAGACUGGAGAUGGUAAACGUAUGGACAAUUUUGAAACUGCAAAGUCACCGUGAUGCUCUACCAUCGAUCUGAAAGGAAGCAGCUGCUGGCUGAAGAUUAAAACAGACAGACAAGGUUUCCUAUCUAAAUCCUUCCUCUCUGGAUGUGUUCAGGAUUCUACUAUCACCUCAUGAGACUAUUCGAAGUGAUGCUGCUGCAGGAAGUGAGGGGUAGCUUCCUCCAGAUACAGGUCUGUCUCUGUAUGAACUUCGUCUAUUGAGAAGAUGAGCCUGAUAAUACAAAUGCAAGCUUGAAGUCAGCCUAAAGGAGGAAAGCAGAGUACUGAAGACAGAGCGUGACACUGGACAGUGUAAGAGGUGCAGAGGAGGAGGGAGUGAGGCACACAAGCUAAAGAAAACAGAAAAGGCACGAUAUUUUACUCACUCUCAGCCAUCAUAUGCUGAUUGGAUUACUGACAAUGGAUUUCAUUAUGGACACAAAGGCCUGUGAGAAUAUCUGCAAGGCCUCAUUAUUGCUUUGUCACUUGUUGCUGUAACCUUUUUGAGCGUGCAGGAAACUAUGCUGUCAAUCAUGAACUGUUCUGCAAUUUCACCACCUAUGAAGAAAUGAACUUCACUGGUGUGAAUUCAGAGGAAAUAUGGAGAAUGAUGAAUCAUCGUUGCUGUUUGUGUUGCUUGAUAAAUCGAUUUUUAUGAAGCAACACUGAGUUGAAAGCCUGGAGGGAGGACUUGAUGUGCUCACCCUGGUUCAAAAUAUCUGUCGUAUGACUUAAAUGUCUUGGUAAGCCAGCUCUGAAGAUGAAGCAAGCCCUUUCUGAUGUCCUUGCCUUGGCUGAAAGAGAAAUUUAACUUCUAAUGAUGACUAUGACCUCUCCUCUGGGACCAGAAAGUGUCACUCUGGCGCAGCUUGUCCCCGUUCCAACGCUGACUGUCCUGCCGCCAUCCUCAGAUACAGAGUCCUGGUCUCGCUCACCAAGCCCCAGACAGGCUCGCUCCAGUCGCCAAGGUCGCUUCCACCGUAGCCGGACCCGAACUAAGAAACGAAAUGAGGAAGAGCAAGGCUGCUCUCCUAAACGACAAUGGGGUAAAAAAGUUGGAGAAGAGGAAACUGCAGAUAAGGGCACAAUUAGACAUCGGAGCCUGUCGCCCUCCCCCUUUGCAGCCUGUCACACAGAAGGGGAAGAGCAUGGACAGGACAGCCCCUCUCAGGACCUCCUCUUACCACCAUCUCGGUCCUGGUCUCGUAGUCCCUCUCCCAGCCGGCGCUCCCGCUGGUCUCUCAGGAGCCUGCUGAGCAGAGACUCUGACUGUGACAGCUGCAGUACGGCCAGUAACUCUCCACGCAGCACCCCCGGCAGCUCCCCCUCCCUGCGGCGCAGGGUCCUUGGGGGUGGAAGGGCCAGUGAGAGCGAGGGAGGAGGAGAGAAGAGCAGUGGUGGUGGUGGAGGAGGAGGUGGUUCAGAUAGCCCCCUGCCCUCCAUACCAUCUGCCUCCUCCCUCACAUCUGCCUACCCACUUGCUUCUCGCCAUUUCACCCGCAAUGCCAAGAAAAUGCAGAGCUGGUACAAUGUUCUCAGUCCUACAUACAAACAGCGGAACGAGGAUUUUCGCAAACUCUUUAAGAAACUUCCUGACACAGAACGACUUAUAGUGGACUAUUCUUGUGCUCUCCAGAAGGACAUUCUGCUGCAGGGUCGCCUUUAUUUGUCUGAGAAUUGGCUUUGUUUCUACAGUAACAUCUUCCGCUGGGAAACCACUAUCACCAUCCUGCUGAAAGACGUGACCUCUAUGACCAAGGAGAAGACCGCCAAGCUCAUCCCAAACGCCAUCCAGAUCAGUACUGACAAUGAGAAGCACUUCUUCACGUCUUUCGGAGCGAGGGAUCGCAGCUUCAUGAUGAUAUUCCGCCUGUGGCAGAACGCACUGUUGGAAAAGUCUUUAUCCCCCAAAGAGCUCUGGCACAUCGUACACCAGUGUUAUGGAACUGAGCUGGGUCUCACCAGUGAAGACGACGACUAUGUCUCUCCCACCGCCGAGCACAUGAACGGCUUACUGCCAGGAGACGAGUCGGUGUCGGUCACUGAUCUCCUAGACCUAAGCUCAGUGUCAGUUCCUUCCACAGGCAGCUCUCCUCCUCCCCUGGUGCCCUGCGCUCCAGCCACCUCUCCUUCAGCGUCGAACCUCGGGGGCUCCUCUCCUCCUUCCUCCACCUCCUGUCUGCCUAUAGAGGUGCCUUCCUCAUCUGGACGCAGACUCAGCUCUGAACCUCUUGAACCCAGUCCGCCCAGCUCCCAAAGCUCUCUGCCAUCAACCACUCCAACCAACGUGUCUGCCUCUGCCCCAGCCUCUGCCGCUGCUUCCUUUAAUCUGGAAGAGGGCGGGGACAGUCUGUCCGAGUCGGCCAAUCACAUGUUGCCCCCUCCGACCACCAGUCUGGGAAACCUCUCCUCAUUGGACAUCACCAACGAUGAGGAACUGCCCACAGACCCGAGCAACUCCUCAGAUACACAAGAGGAAAGUGAAGUGGAAUCAUUCUGCUCUGACCUAAGCGGGCGGCUGCACAUCAACACCAUUGUCCGAAUGAGUGUAGAUAAGCUCCAUGACCUGCUCUUCUCUGCUGACACACACUUCAUCCAGCACCUCUUUUCCCAAAGACACUUCACUGAACUGUCGGUGGGUGAAUGGCAGCCGGACAGCAGCAGUGGGAACACCAGCCGCGUGCUUAGCUACACCAUCGCCCUCAACAACCCCCUCGGCCCCAAGACCGCCCCUGUGGUGGAGACACAGACGUUGCAUAAGAGCAGUGCUCGGGGCGAGUGCUUUGUGGUUGACUCGGAGGUCAUCACCUCAGGUAUCCCGUACCAGGAUUACUUCUACACUGUCCACAGAUACUGCCUCACCUCCAUCAACAAGCACAAGAGCCGGCUCAGAGUCUCCUCAGACAUCUGCUACAGGAAACAGCCGUGGAGUUUGGUGAAAGCACUGAUUGAAAAGAACACCUGGAGCGGUAUUGAAGAGUACUACAGACACAUGGAGAGCGAGGUGUGCAAGCUGGAGACGCUACUGCAGUCCGAGGUUUCCGUGGUAACCACAGGAGAAGCAGUGGGGGCAGACUCUGCAAAGACUCCGCCAGCCCUGCGCCGCCGUAAACGAACAUGCUCUCGACGGCAGGGCGAGAAGGAUAGAGAGAGGGAGGGAGGAGGCAUGGGUGCAGGAGAGCGAGGGGACAGAGGAGUCGGAGAGGAAAGAGACAGGAGAGAAGCCAGUGCUCAGUAUACAAAACUGGGUGAUCGUACUCGCAGUGGAGGGCAAAACAGUAUAUCAACCAUCCUCCUCAUUGUCAGCUUUAUUUUGGUCGUGUUGGUGGCACUCAACAUGCUGCUGUUCUAUAAGCUGUACGCUCUGGAAAGAGCAGCCCAUACACUGGAGACGUGGCACUCCUAUUCUGUUGCUGACAGUCCUUUGCCUCAGACAGCUGGAGAGUGGGCUCAGGUUUUACAGCUGCAGAGACAGUUUCACCAGGCUCAGCUCAGCAAAUGGCAGCAGAUCCUGCAGUCUUCUGUCACGCUCCUUGACCAGAUGAAGCAGUCUUUAGAAAAGCUCCACCGGGGCAUCGUGGUCCCAGAGGUGCAGCAGGAUCCCCCUGACGAUUCAACUGCAGAGACCUUGACUGAUGCCUGAGCUCCACAUCCUCUCGUUAGCCUCUUCCCCACAAGUCUAACAUCUCUGAACACUCUGGCAGAAAAAAUGGGGACUGGUGAAUCAGGACUGAGUUUGCUCUUUCACUCAUUUCCAAAUCAUUUAGAAAGGAGUGGGAUGUGCAGGGAGGCUGCAUUACCCACAACUCUCCUCGCCUGACUGACUUGAAAUGGCGACUUUCGCCUUCAGCCUCAACCAGUAAAACUCCACUGAACUUGUUCAGACUGGAAGCUAUCAGGAUCACAGCAAUAAUUAACCUACAGCUGCAAGUCUCCUGUAUGCAGUGUAAGGAAACAGGCCACUGGUGGGCCGAUUUUGACCUCCACUGCUAGAUAAGAAAAGAGAAAUGACAAAUUAACCUUCAUUUUCAGAAACACCUGUUUUAUGACUAUCAAAGACUCCAGCUCCCCUCUUGACAGGUUUCAUCGGUGCAAUAGGAAGGGAUCAGUGAUUCUGGAAAGUGGGAGCUUUUCCUCCUAGUCCUGGGAACAAGUUAGAUACCUUUGCCUCCAGACAACGCCUGCUGAAAUAAAACUUACAAAUAUGGGGUGCCACCUGCUGUGCGGAUGUGACGAACAAACACCCAGGAGAAGAGGAGGGACAGCUGACAGGAGCAGGCAACUCCUGCUCUUUUCUGUCAGGGAUUUGUUCUUCUUCAUGUCCAAUUUAAGCCCCCACAAAGGCUGUCAGUCGUCUAAGAACGGAGCUGAGAAACAUUUCAACAGACACUUUAGUUUUCACUCAUUUUUAGAUGUAAAUUUUACAUCUUAAAAUUAAUCCAAAACACCUCUUCACUCUCCACAGUCCUGUUCGGGUUUUAUCUUCUUAAAUAAACUGUGUUGGUUCGUCUGUUAUGACAACAAGCUGCGUCACGGACUGUUACAGUAUUUAUUAUCACCGUUGACUUUUUGAUCUGAAGUCCUGUCCUGCUCUAAAGAAGUCAGUAGGUGGAUAUUUCGUGCUCUGUUAUGCUGUUGUGUCAUGGACCAAGAGGAGCUACACAAGAAGGAUACUUGUCACAGCAAUAAUGGCUAUAGUGAUUCUAGUACUUUUUGAAUGUUUCAAAGUAGUAUAUAAUUAUAAUAAUAAUAAUAAUAAUAAUGAUGAAUUGUGUGUGAAUGUGCGUAGAGGCAGUGAAAACAAGCAAAGAUGGGGUUGAUUUGACAGAAGUGUGCGUGUGCGUUCACAAGGAGUCCUCACUGUUACAUUUUCAGAUGUUACAUUUUCAUAUUAGCGUUUGUUUUUGCAGAUUUCUUUUUGGAUGUUUGACAAAACAACACCUAAAUGGUUCAGGGUGUUACAUAGACUUGAUCAGGUAGAAAUUUAAAUAUAAAACCAGUCAUCUACCGUGUUGUCCAGCUGGGCCGUGUGUUUAAAAACAAAAGGACCAACCAGAACUGAGUAACCCCAAAUGAAGAAGGGAAUCCUUUUUGCAGUAUUUUUUUGUUUGUGUUUGUAAAUUAAUUUGAUUCACUUGUUUUCUCUUUUUAUUCAAUUCCUUUUUCAUUUCAAUCUUUAUUAUUAUGUUGUCUUUAUUUGUUGUUAAUUUUCAGUGCUCUCCGUUCAGACCUCUCAAAACAUCUCACCCAUCUGCACUCACUCGUCGCUUUCUUCUUUUUCUUCUCAUCACUCAGACCCACUCUUCCUCACUUUCCUCUGUGUGCUCCUCCCCCUCACCUGCUCACUCGCUCUCCCUGUGUUGAUGAAAAUACAAUUACAGAGGCAUGUGGCCAUGCUGUGCGUGGUCAACCAAAAAAAAAAAAAUAAUAACAAAAGGGUGUCAUAUUUAUUCAGGGAGGGAGGGUGAGGAUGGGCUGGGGAGAGAGUGACGGAUGAGUAGCGGGGAUGAGAUUGUACUGUAAAGAUGUGACUGUACACCACACCAUGGAGAGAAAUGAAAAGUUCUAAACAUUCAACAGCUCCUUGUUUAUCUUUGAGUCUGUGUCUUUCCUGUGAAAAAAGGUGGGUCAGAAUCUCUCAUUUUGCAAUUUAUUUAGCUUUCCGAUUUGGUCCCAAUAGUAAUCAGUGAGACGAAUUCAGAAGAAAGGUUUUUUUCACAGUAUCUGAAAGCCUUUGUAAAUAUAUUUAUAUUAUUUUUCCAAAGUCUCCAACUCAAAAUAUUUGGUUGUAAUUUACCAAGGAAAACACCAAAUAUGUUAAUAAACCUGAAUAGCUCAUGGAAAUAUGUGGGUUCUUAGUUAUCUAACAAACAGUUUCAGCCCUAGUUUCUUAUGAGCAUUAGAGUAUGAGCCUAUGACGUCUAAUAAGAAAUCUCUUUCCGCUACAUGAGGCCCAUAAGAAGCUGUGAAGAAGGGUGUUCAAAGUUAUUUCCAUUGAUUAUUAAUCUGCCAAUUUCUGGAUUCAUAAUUUAGUUCUGGGAGUGUACGUAACAGCUGUGGAAAGUCUGAAAUGUCUUACCCUUUCUGAGACACCACAAAACAACACAUAGAUCAUCACUCAAGCAUAUACGUGAAACUUUUUAGGACUUGUGCUAUUCACUCCUCAAAAUAAUUGCAGGCUUAUUUUGAGAACUUCUCAGACUCCACUGUUAGAAACGCCUUGAACAGGCGGGAUAAAGAAUAGACUUUUUCUUGAUUAAACUGGGACUUGCUUACGUUACCUACUCUUGACAGCAAUCUGAGAUCUACUUCUGUAAUUUUAUAGUUUAUGAAAAAUGAAGAUAACCUUGUCUCAAAACAGCUGUAGUGACUCAGGGUCUGGAUUUGACUUCAAAAGUCACUGGUGCUAUCUUGAUUCUGGGGAAACUAGCUUGAAUACAUAAUCCACAAGGCUUUAUCAUUGUGUUUUGAUGUAUGAAGAGAAAAGUUGAAAAUAAAGUGUUUUAAAUGGCUGCAA